Pseudophryne corroboree (corroboree frog) is the source of this 13608-nucleotide messenger RNA. It is a transcript of the gene SMG1, whose product is annotated as SMG1 nonsense mediated mRNA decay associated PI3K related kinase. Gene Ontology annotation, cellular component: nucleus. The record is from RefSeq and is a predicted model, not a curated record. The transcript is spliced from 63 exons. Gene Ontology annotation, molecular function: protein serine/threonine kinase activity; protein binding. Bases 241 to 11190 code for a protein of 3649 amino acids. Lineage: Eukaryota; Metazoa; Chordata; Amphibia; Anura; Myobatrachidae. Gene Ontology annotation, biological process: nuclear-transcribed mRNA catabolic process, nonsense-mediated decay; protein phosphorylation.
GCAGCUCCCGUGAAGGAAACGGAUCCUUUUUUGCAACUGCCAAUCACAAGGCGCAUAUGCCAGCAGUUGGGCGGAUCUUCCGCCGCCAGCCCCGGAGCGAGCAGCUCACACACAGCAGCAGUAUCAGCAGCGACCCGGAGCCGCCUCUUCAGGAAGCCGGAACCGAAAGCGCAGCCACCAGUCUCUCCGCUCCGAGCGGCCCCGUCCUCCGCUGCUGGCCAUGCCGGCGAAGGGAAGGUAAUGAGCCGCAGAGCCCCGGGGUCUCGGCUGAGCAGCGGCACCAAGCAGUACCAGCGGAGCUGGAAUGACUGGCAACCCAGAUCUGACAGUGCUUCAGCCGACCACGACAAUUUAAAAUACUCGACUUCAAGAGACCGGGGCAAUUCUGCCUCCUAUGGAUCACAUUCUCCGAAUUCCGCUGGGUUUUCUCGACAAAAGAAUGAUGAUAUCAGGGCUCACACUGAUGUACACAAUGAAGAGCAAGAUAGCUACAGCGUCAAUGGAGGAUCUGGAGAAAGUGCUUUUGGUCGGAAGUCGUUGGGGCAAGAGCUGAGGGUUAACAAUGUGAGCCCUGAUUUCACUGUCCAGCAUGGAAACCGUGCUUUAUCUACAAAAGAUAUGAGGAAAUCCCAGGAGCGAUCGCUGUCCUAUUCUGACGAGUCUCGGUUGUCGAAUCUUCUACGGAGGAUCACUCGGGAAGACGACAGGGACCGAAGACUGGCUACAGUUAAGCAACUGAAAGAAUUUAUUCAGCAGCCAGAAAACAAAAUGGUGCUGGUUAAACAACUUGACAACAUCCUGACCGCUGUACACGACGUGUUAAAUGAAAGUAGUAAACUGCUCCAAGAACUGCGGCAGGAGGGGGCACAGUGCUUGGGCUUGCUCUGUGCUGCGCUGAGCUAUGAGGCAGAGAAGAUCUUUAAGUGGAUUUUUAGUAAAUUUAGCUCCUCGUCUAAAGACGAAGUGAAACUUCUUUUCUUGUGUGCCACAUACAAAGCUCUUGAAACUGUUGGAGAAAAGAAGGCUUUUUCAUCAGUAAUGCAGUUGGUAAUGACCAGCCUGCAAUCAAUCUUGGAGAAUGUGGACACGCCAGAAUUGCUGUGUAAAUGUGUGAAAUGCAUCUUACUUGUGUCCCGAUGCUAUCCCCAUAUCUUCAGUACAAAUUUCAGAGAUACUGUUGAUAUUUUGGUUGGAUGGCACAUAGAUCACACACAGAAACAUUCUCUAACACAGCAGGUGUCAGGGUGGCUACAAAGUUUGGAGCCGUUUUGGGUUGCGGAUUUAGCGUUUUCUACUACUCUGUUGGGGCAGUUUCUAGAAGAUAUGGAAGCCUAUGCUGAAGACCUUGGAAAUUUAGCCUCUGGUGAAUCAGUUGAUGAAGACCUUCCUCCUCCAUCAGUCUCCUUACCUAAGCUUGCCGCUCUUCUCAGAGUAUUUAGUACUGUUGUACGAAGUAUUGGGGAGCGAUUCAGCCCAAUCAGAGGGCCUCCAAUCACUGAAGCUUAUGUCACAGAUAUUUUAUAUCGAGUUAUGAAGUGUGUUACCGCAGCCAACCAGGUGUUCUCUUCCGAGGCUGUACUGACCGCUGCCAAUGAAUGCGUUGGUGUUCUACUCGGCAGCAUGGAUCCCAGCAUGGCAAUACACUGCGAGAUGGUAAUCACAUAUGGAUUAGACCAACUGGGGAACUGCCAGACGUCCGGCACGGAUUACAUCAUCUCUGUCCUGCACCUACUCACACUGAUUGUUGAACAGAUUAAUACAAAACUGCCUUCAUCUUUUGUGGAGAAACUGCUUGUACCAAAUUCAAAGCUGCUUACAUUACGGUACCACAAGGAAAAGGAAGUAGUAGAUGCAGCACAUGCACUGUACCAGGCAGUAUUGACCCUGAAGAACAUUCCUGUUUUGGAGACUGCCUACAAAUUGAUUUUGGGAGAAAUAACUUGCGCUUUAAACAGCCUUUUGACCUGUCUGCAACUACCGGAGGCCUGUGCUGAAAUCCAGCACGAAGCUUUCAAGAACCAUACGUUAAGUGUGGACAAUGCAAAGUUUGUUGUUGUAUUUGACUUAAGUGUUUUGACGACCAUUGGAAAUGCAAAGAAUUCGCUAAUUGGGAUGUGGGCUCUGUCACCUACGGUGUUUGCAUUGCUGAGUAAGAAUUUAAUGAUCGUACAUGAGGAAAUAGCUGUUCACUAUCCAGCAGUGCAGUACUCUGUACUCUCCACUUUGUAUUCACAUUGUACCAGACAUGACCAUUUCAUUUCCAGUAGUCUCAGUUCCUCAUCUCCUUCGUUAUUUGAUGUAGCAGUAAUCAGCACUGUAACCACUGCUACGAAGAAACAUUUCUCAGUCAUUCUAAAUCUCCUGGGAAUGCUGCUCAAGAAGGACAAUCUUAACCAGGAUGCCAGGAAACUGUUGAUGGUUUGGGCUAUGGAAGUGGUUGUCCUCAUGAAGAAAUCUGAAACCUAUACACCGCUAUUCGCAUUGCCAUCAUUUCACAAUUUCUGCAAAGGGCUCCUGGCAAAUACUCUCUUUGAAGAUGUGAACAUUAUCCUCCAAGCUUGCAACAGCCUUCAUAUUAUAUCCUCAUCAUUACCAGACGACCUGUUGCAGAGGUGUGUCGAUGUGUGCCGUGUACAGCUUGUGUCAAGUGGAACACGUGUCAGACAAUCUUUUGGAAAACUUCUGAAAUCUAUUCCUUUGGACAUUGUAUUAAGUAACACCAAUCACACGGAAAUGCAGGAAAUAUCCUCUGCAAUUCGAAACCACAUGGGCAAAUCUCCCAGCAACACAUUCCACCCACAGGACUUUUCCGAUGUGAUCAGUUUUAUUCUCUACGGGAACUCUCACCGAUCAGGCAAAGAUAAUUGGCUGGAAAGGUUGUUCUACAGUUGUCAAAGACUGGAUAAACGAGACUCGCUCAUUCCCCGAAACCUGCUGAAGACUGAGGCUGUCCUCUGGCAGUGGGCUGUUUGGGAAGCUGCUCAGUUCACUGUCCUCUCCAAGUUACGCACGCCUCUUGGAAGGGCACAAGAUACGUUCCAAACUAUUGAAGGUAUUAUUCGAAGCCUGGCUGCUCACACUCUGAAUCCGGACCAGGAUGUUAGUCAGUGGACAACUGCAGACAACGAUGAAGGGCAUGCCAAUAAUCAGCUACGCUUAGUGCUACUGCUUCAGUACAUAGAGAAUCUGGACAAGUUAAUGUAUAAUGCCUAUGAAGGAUGUGCAAAUGCAUUAACCUCCCCUCCCAAGGUCAUCAGAACAUUCUUUUAUACUAACCGACAAACAUGCCAAGACUGGCUCACUCGAAUUCGAAUUGCAAUCAUGAGGGUGGGGUUGUUAGCCGGUCAACCAGCUGUAACAGUCAGACAUGGCUUUGACUUGCUCUCAGAAAUGAAGAACAGUGGACCUCAGGGAACGGAACUUGAAUUGACAGUGAUGAUGGUGGUGGAAGCUCUUUGUGAACUUCAGUGCCCAGAAGCUAUACAGGGGUUAGCUGUGUGGUCUUCAGCUGUUGCUGGAAAAAGUCUUUCAUGGAUCAAUUCUGUAGCACUGCAAGCAGAUGGAAGGUUUGAGAAAGCAGCAGUGGAAUACCAGGAACACUUGUGCGCCAUGACUGGGGUUGACUGCAGCACAUCUGGAUUUGAUAAGUCUGUCCUAAAAUUGGCCAAUUCCAGCAGCACAUCUGCUAGCCCCAAACACUCUAAUGGUGAUGCGCGUAAAACUGUUCUGACAAAGCCCAGUGACCCUUUGCCUGAAGUUAUCAACUACUUGGGCAACAAAGCCUGCGAGUGCUACAUUUCUAUUGCUGACUGGUCUGCUGUCCAGGACUGGCAGAACAGCAUGCAUGACCUGAAGAAAGGCGCGUUGGGAAGCUGUAUUAGCCUAAAGACAGACCUCAACUAUAUAAAGGCUUUAAGCAGUUUUGAGUAUGGAGAAUUCCUUGAAUGUGCAGAACAGCUGGAAUUGCUACCUGGCGAAAAUCUAAGUCUUUUAACUGGUUCCAAGGAAAAAAUAGAUGUAAAGAAAUUGCUCACAAACAUUCUUAGCCCUGAUCCCAAAGAGCUGCAGAAGUGUAUUGAGGUUCAGCUACUCAGAAGCUCUGUGCAUUUGAGAUUAUCUUUGGACGAUGCAGAACAUGAAAAUAAGUGGCAGACCAUCUCAGAGAAUCUAACAAAGCACUUGAAGCAAACCGCACGUAUAGCGAUGGGACCACUGCGACUCUCCACAUUGACUAUAUCCCAGUCACUGCCAGUUCUAGGGACAUUACAGUUGUACUGCUCAUCUUCUCUGGAGAGUACAGUGUCCAGCAAACUCUCCUCUGAGGACUGUUUCAUCCCGCUCUUCAGUGAAGCUUUGCGGUCAUGCAAACAGCAUGAUGUGAGACAAUGGAUGCUUGCGCUGAGAUACACCACCUUCCAAAACCAACUUGCUGACAAAUUCAAAGAUCAAACAGUGUCGGUGAAAAGUCACCUGAUGGAGUUGGGAUUAACAGCUGCCAAAUGUGCCAGAAAACGUGGAAAUGUCACACUUGCUGCAAAGUUACUUGGCCAGUGCAGCAAUAUCCACCUUGGACAAGUGUCCAAUGCCCAGGAUUUAGUCACUAAUUUUAAAAAGCUCUCACUCCACGGACAGAUGGAUGAAAAGUGGGGACCGGAACUUGAUAUUGAAAAAGCCAAAUUACUGUAUGCUGCAGGUCAGUCCACCCAUGCCAUGGAAAUGCUGAGUUUAUGCGCCAUCUCUUUCUGUAAAUCUGCAAAAGCAGAGUAUGCAGUGGCAAAGUCUAUCCUCACUUUGGCAAAAUGGAUCCAAACAGAUUGGAAAGAGAUUUCAGGCCAGAUGAAGCAAGUGUACAGAGCACGUCACCAAACAAACAUCACCAGUCUCUCUACUUUGGGGAAGAAUGUGCAUACGCUGAUUGACCUGCCACCUGUGAAUGCCAUGGAAGAGGAAUAUCCACGCAUUGAAAGCGAAUCCACAGUGAACAUUGGCGUGGGUGAGCCGGACUUCAUACUUGGCCAGCUGUAUCACUUGUCUUCUGUGCAGGCCCCUGAAGUGGCCAAGUCAUGGGCUGCAUUGGCUAGUUGGGCUUAUAGAUGGGGACGAAAGGUGGUAGACAAUGCUAGUCAAGGGGAAGGUGUGAAAUUGUUACAACAAGAGAAACUAGAGGUGCAGAGCCUACUACCAGAUAAUGUAUCCGAUGAAGACAAAGAAAAGAUCUAUGGCAUCCUGGGACAAGCGAUGUGUAGACCAGCUGGAAUCCAGGAUGAGGACAUGUCCCUUCAGAUCACAGAGAAUGAGGGCAACGAUGAGAAUGACACCGUAGAUGUGAUUUGGAGACAGCUCUUAGCCAGUUGCCCCUGGCUAGCAGACCAGGAUGAGACCGCCUCAGAGGGUCUCAUCAAGCUGUGGAGGAAAGUGGUUGACCGGAUCUUUAGCCUGUACAAAUUAUCCUGCAGUGCAUACUUCACUUUCUUAAAACUGAAUGCUGGACGGGUUACUCAUGAUGACGAUGAUCCACGCCUGCAUUUAACAAACUCUUCUAAGCAGAGCACAGAUGAUGUUAUUGUUAUGGCUACACUACGACUACUCAGACUGUUGGUUAAGCAUGCUGGAGAACUCAGACAGUACUUAGAGCAAGGACUGGAGACUACUCCCACUUCUCCAUGGAGAGGAAUAAUUCCUCAGCUUUUUUCACGUCUCAAUCACCCUGAAGUUUACGUUCGUCAGAGCAUUUGUAAUCUGCUGUGCCGAGUAGCACAUGACUCUCCUCAUCUCAUCCUCUAUCCUGCAAUAGUAGGAAGUAUCUCGCUGAGCAAUGAAUCCCAAUCUUCAGGUGCCAAGCUCUCGUCAGCGAUUCCCACUUUACUUGGAAAUAUGCAGGAUGAAGAGCUCAUGGGUGGUGAGUGUGAUGAAGGAAGUCCUCCAGCUUCUCAAGAAAGCAACAGAGAUGAAAUGAAGAAUUUGCUGAAUGAGGACCAAGCCAUGAUGCAGGAUUGUUACAGCAAAAUUGUAGAUAAAUUAUCUUCAGCCAACCCCACCAUGGUGCUUCAGGUUCAAAUGUUGGUAGCUGAGCUGCGGAGGGUCACUGUGCUUUGGGAUGAGCUAUGGCUGGGUGUUCUACUUCAGCAACACAUGUACGUUCUCAGGCGCAUACAGCAGUUGGAAGAUGAAGUGAAGAGAGUCCAAAAUAACAACACUCUUCGCAAAGAGGAGAAGAUUGCUAUAAUGCGUGAGAAGCACACCGCACUGAUGAAGCCCAUUGUCUUUGCUUUGGAGCAUGUUUGCAGUAUAACGUCAGUGCCUGCAGAAACACCGCAUGAGAAAUGGUUUCAGGACAACUAUGGAGAGGCAAUUGAAAAUGCUUUGGAAAAACUUAGAAACCCCUCCAAUCCUGCUAAUCCUGGAAAUAGCUGGAUACCAUUCAAGCAGAUCAUGCUAAGCCUGCAGCAGAGAGCACAGAAACGUACAAGUUACUUGUUACGCCUUGAAGAAAUCAGUCCUUAUCUGACCUCCAUGUCGAACACUGAAAUAGCCCUUCCAGGUGAAGUGUCGGACAGAGACACCAUCACAAUUCAUAGCGUGGGCAGCACCAUUACCAUCCUGCCUACAAAAACGAAGCCUAAGAAAUUCAUCUUCCUGGGAUCUGAUGGGAAAAACUACCCUUAUCUCUUCAAAGGUUUGGAAGACUUACAUCUUGAUGAGCGGAUUAUGCAGUUUCUGUCUAUCGUAAACACCAUGUUUGCAACUAUCAACGGUCAAGAGUCUCCCCGAUUCCGGGCUAGGCACUAUUCUGUUACACCCCUUGGCACACGAUCUGGGCUCAUUCAGUGGGUGGAUGGAGCCACUCCUCUGUUCGGUCUUUAUAAACGAUGGCAGCAAAGGGAAGCUGCUUUACAAGUGCAGAAGGCACAAGAUUCCUAUCAGACGCCUCAGAACCAAGCAAUGGUUCCAAGGCCCAGUGAGCUGUAUUACAGUAAAAUAGGUCCUGCGUUAAAGGCAGUUGGUCUAAGUUUGGAUGUGUCACGCCGAGACUGGCCUCUUAAUGUAAUGAAGGCUGUGCUUGAAGAAUUAAUGGAAUCUACUCCCCCUAACCUGCUUGCAAAAGAGUUGUGGUGCUCAUGCGCUACCCCUGAUGAAUGGUGGAGAGUUACACAGUCCUACGCCAGAUCAACUGCUGUCAUGUCGAUGGUUGGCUACAUCAUAGGUCUUGGUGACAGGCACUUGGAUAAUGUGCUAAUUGAUAUGACAAGCGGGGAGGUGGUCCACAUUGAUUACAAUGUUUGCUUUGAAAAAGGCAAGAGUCUUCGUGUUCCUGAAAAGGUCCCUUUCCGAAUGACCCAGAACAUUGAGAGCGCUUUGGGAGUAACAGGGGUGGAGGGAGUGUUUCGCCUGUCUUGUGAACAGGUCCUUCACAUAAUGAGAAGAGGUAGAGAGACCCUGCUGACGUUACUUGAGGCUUUUGUUUAUGACCCCCUUGUGGACUGGACGGCUGGUGGGGAGGCAGGAUUUGCUGGUGCGGUCUAUGGUGGAGGAGGCCAGCAGGCAGAAAACAAGCAAAGUAAAAGAGAGAUGGAGAGAGAGAUCACUCAGAGCCUGUUCUCCUCCAGAGUAGCAGAAAUUAAGGUGAACUGGUUUAAGAAUAAGGAUGAAAUGCUGAGUGUCCUUCCUAAACUAGACAGCAGUUUGGAUGAAUAUCUAAACUUGCAUGAAGAACUGACCGAGGUGGAGAAGUUACAGACCAGACUUCGGGAGGAGAUGACCUACUUGGAAGGAGCUGAAGCCACAGAUCAUCCUGCUCAUACUCUGCAGCACAGAUACACUGAGCACACCCAGCUACAGACUCAGCAGCGAGCUGUACAGGAAGCUAUCCAAGUGAAGCUGAAUGAAUUUGAACAGUGGAUAACACAGUAUCAGGCGGUCUUCAAAAACUUGGAGGCCACUAAAUUGGCCGGCCUGCUGCAAGAGAUAAGCAGCCAGAUGGACUUGGGUCCUCCCAGCUAUGUACCUGCCACAGCGUUCCUGCAGAAUGCCGGGCAGGCACACCUCAUCACACAGUGUGAGCAGUAUGAGGCGGAGAUGAGCACACUGCUGCAGCAGCGACGGUCAGUGCUGCGCGGCUGCCUGGAGCACCUUCACAACUAUGCCACUGUCGCACUUUUGUACCCAAAAACAGUAUUUCAGAAACACAGAAUGGAACAGUGGAAAACCUGGAUGGAAGAGCUUAUAUGUGACAUGACAAUGGAACACUGUCAGGAACUCUACCGGAAGUAUGAAAUGCAGUAUUCACCUCAGACUCCUCUGUCCCAGUUAGUUUCUGCCACAGAGUUGGUACUACAGCGUAAUUAUGCAGAUACAAAUUCCAAGCUUUUGCGGCAAGUAGACCGGCUAAAACAGGAGGCCGUAUCGCUACCAGUUUGUGAGGACCAGCUGAAGGAAAUUGAGCGUUGCAUCAAAGUUUUCCUACAUGAAAAUGGCGAGGAGGGUUCCCUGAGCCUGGCCAGCGUGGUCAUCUCAGCCCUGUGCGCUCUUACAAGACGUAACCUAAUGAUGGAAGGUGCUGCAUCUAGUGCUGGAGAACAGCUUGUGGAUCUCACAUCUCGGGAUGGUGCAUGGUUCUUAGAAGAGCUCUGCAGCAUGAGUGGCAAUGUCACAUGUCUGGUACAAUUACUGAAGCAGUGCAAACUUAUCCCUCAGGAUUUGGAUAUACCCAACCCUAUGGAAACUUCUGAAGCCGUGCAUCUGGCUAAUGCAGUCUACACCUCUCUGCAGGAACUAAACUCCAACUUCAGUCAGAUUAUUUUUCCUGAAGCUCUCCGAUGCUUAAUGAAAGGUGAACAGACAUUGGACAGCAUGCUGCAAGAACUGGAUAACCUGAUAGAACAGACUACCGACGGGACUCCACUGCAGACCCUUGUGGACUCUCUGCAGGCUUAUCUAAGAAAUGCUGCCAUGGGCCUGGAAGAUGAGGCGAAUGCUCACUACAUUGACAUUGCAAGAUCACUUAAUUCUCAGUAUGCAGAGUUAAUUCAGCCAAGAAACGGCUCAGUCGAAGAAACUCCAAAAAUGUCAGCUGGUCAGAUGCUUUUAGUUGCUUUUGACGGGAUGUUUGCUCAAGUUGAAACUGCAUUUGGAAUAUUACUGGAAAAGUUGAAACAACUGGAAAUUCCUCCUGCUUGGAGGAAAGUGGACAUCAUCAGGGAAGCACGCAGUACACAAGUGAACUUUUUUGAAGAUGAAGAACUCAGGCGUGUUUUAGAUGAGAUAUUCUUCCUGAAAAGGCUACAAACUAUCCGUGAAUUCUUCCGGCUUUGUGGGAUAUUCUCUCAGGCUUUGUCUGGAAAAAGCCAAAUUGAAGAUCAAGCUCCUGUAAAUGGACCUGUGCAAAUGGUGAAUGUUAAAUCGAUGUACAGGGGUUCAUCUUUGAGUGAAGACCAGAUGGCCAAACCAAUCAAGUCAUUUACUGCUGACUUUGUGAGACAGCUCUUAAUUGGGCUUCCAACACAGGCGCUUGGUCUGACACUUUGCAGCUACAUCAGUGCUCUGGGUGUGGAUGUUAUUGCCCAAGUAGAAGCAAAGGACUUUGGGGCAGAAAGUAAAGUGUCUGUUGAUGAUCUCUGUAAAAAAGCAGUGGAGCACAAUAUCCAGGUCACCAGGUUCUCUCAGCAUGUGAUGAGCAGAGCUACUGUCCUAGCCAGCUCUUAUGAUACCGCUUGGAAGAAACAAGACUUGGUUCGCCGCCUUGAAACUAACAUUUCUUCUUGCAAAACCAGCAUCCAACGCGUGCAGCUACACAUAGCAAUGUUUCAGUGGCAGAACGAGGAUUUACUGAUUAAUCGUACACAGACGCCACCCAUUACAUCUCCUCCCCGCUCUGCUAUCUUGACCAACAUGAAGAAGAAACUUCAUACUCUUGGACAAAUUGACACCUCUAUUGUAGCUGUCCAGGAAAAACUUGCCACUUUAGAAGCUAGCAUUGAGCAGCGCUUAAAGUGGGCAGGAGGGGCAAAUCCAGCAUUAGCACCUGUCCUUCAAGAUUUUGAGGCAACUAUUACAGAGAGAAGAAAUUUUGUGCUAAAAGAAAACCAAAGAACGAGCCAGGUCACUUUCCUGUGCAGCACUAUCAUACACUUUGAAAGCUUACGUACACGGACAGCAGAGACACUAAGCCUGGACAGCAGCUUAUUUGAGCUCAUUAAACGUUGUCAGCAGAUGUGCUCAUUUGCUUCCCAGUUCAACAGUACCGUGUCUGAUCUUGAGCUUCAGCUUCUGAAACGCGUGGGCCCAACCAGUGAGCAUUCUAUAGGAAGUCCUGAGUGGUUGGUUUCUGCCCACAAGCAGCUGUGCCAUGAUAUGGCAAACCAGAGAAAUCUGCAGAGUGAGGAAGAGCAGCAGAUUGAAGCUGUGUGUGAAACGAUACAGAACCUGGUAGACUGCAUCAAGACUGUGCUCACUGGCCACAACAGGCAGCUGGGAGAUGUCAAACACCUACUGAAAGCCAUGGCAAAGGAUGAAGAAGCAGCCUUAGCAGAUGGUGAAGAUGUGCCAUAUGAAAACAGUGUUAGGCAGUUUUUGUGCGAGUACAAGUACUGGCAGGAUAACAUCCAGACUGUUCUGUUCACACUGGUUCAGGCAUUGGGCCAGGUGCGCAGCCAGGAACAUAUAGAAAUGCUGCAAGAGAUCACUCCAACAUUAAAGGAGCUAAAGAAGCAAAGCCAGAGUAUUUAUAACAACCUGGUGGGUUUUGCAUCACCUUUGGUAACAGAUGCUACAAAUGAAUGUGCUAGCCCAACUACAUCGUCAACGUAUCUUCCCAGUUUUGCUGCAGCUGUGCGUAGCAACACUAUACAGAAAACCCAGCCUGAAUGCAUGUCACAGAAUGCAAAGAAGCCAGUUCAGAAAACGUUGGCACCGUCGGCAGAUACGCCACCCAGCAUUGUUCCAGGGCUUGGCAGGAGUGUUGUUUCUAGUCCUAAAAAGGCAGUGCGGGACCCAAAAACUGGCAAAGCUGUGCAAGAGCGCAAUUCUUAUGCAGUCAGCGUGUGGAAACGAGUGAAAACCAAGCUGGAGGGAAGAGACGUGGAUCCCAACAGAAGGAUGUCUGUUGCCGAGCAGGUGGACUUUGUGAUUAAGGAGGCAACGAAUCUAGAUAACCUGGCUCAGCUGUAUGAAGGUUGGACUGCUUGGGUGUGAGCAAGAAUACGGCAGACCAGCCUGGUUCAGCACAGUCAGAAACCCACCAGAAUCAAUCAAGUCUCAGGCAUCCACAGCCGCGCCAAGGCCGGUGGCGAUGUAUACUGGGGCUUAAUAUGAGGUAAUCUAGGAAAUCCUGGUGCAGUGGGUAAGGGAAUCCCACAGGAACGCUGCACCCAGAGAAAUGUUAAACACCAAUGGUCAGCAAUCCCCAGGGCACAGAGUAUAAUGCUCACCGUCUGGCUAACGGGAUUGUCUUUCUGCUACUGAAGAUCUGACAAUACAUCAAACAAAUGGCUGCAGAAAGAAAUUGGUAUCCUCCAGACCGCAUGGUGAUCUAGAACUCUCUUCCAUGUGACCAUGUCAACUAUUGAGGAAAUGCUAUACCCUGUUCGAAUAGGGGGGAAAAUUGGGGCCAUCAAGGAUUUGCAGUGAAGAAGAUGCUGUCAGUUUCUUGGGUUACUCUUGUUGCUUGCUUGGCAACAACGCUGGUUGAGUUGACCAGUUUAGCACAGAAGAGGCUAGGAGAUGAAGCAUGGCCUUUGAAAACUAACUGGAAAAAAAAGCAGCCAAAGAACAGAAUUGUGAAGUUUGGUGGACUUCUGUGAAGAAGAUAAAAAGCCUUGUUCUCCGUUCUUUUCUUCCCCUAAAUUCUUGUAGUUUAGGAAUAAUUUGUUUAAUUUCAACGCUUGUACUUUUCACACUGUAGUCAAUCUAACAGUAUGUUUGUUGGGCAUAUAUCAAAAUGCACUCAAAAACAUGGAGCUUGCAAAAAUGAUCCCAUUAUUUCCCAAUGCAUACAAAAGUCACAACAGGUUACUGUUUUGUGUUGCCCAUGUUCCGUUUCGUAAAGGAUCAGCAUUGUGCAUUCAAACACUGAAUAUGGUUUUCGUAAUUUAGGGUUAAAAAAACAAAUCCAUGUAUCCUACACAUCUCAUUAACUAAUUUCUGUAGUUCUUGGGGGGUAUAUUCCUAAUUUCUUUUACCAUGUAGUGCUUCCAUACUUUUAUUUUUCUCUCUAACUAGUUAAGCUUGUCACUGUUGCUGAUCGUUACUAUAAUAAAGUGAUGUUCUGGUGGAGGUAGACUGCAGUGGUGGUUAAUUCCUGUUUUGGAGAUAUAAGAUUUUUAUUUGUCUGUGGUUUUAAUGCCUCCAUAUCAAAAGUUUUAAACUCUUAUCUUUAAAGUGUUAAGUAAGAUUACUUACCAGACGACGUUAACGGCAUUCAGAACAUUUGGGAGUAGCACUCGUUCAGUUGAAUAGCUCCAGUUCAUAUGUACAUAUUUUAUUCUUCAUGUAUACGGUUUGAUACAUGCACAGAAUGAAUCCUGAAGAUUAAUAAAUUAAUGUCACAAGUUUAUAUUUCAUUUUUUGAGAAUACGUUUUAGAGGACAUAGCAUACAAGUGACUAAAAAAAAAAAAGCAAUGCUUUACAGGCAUUUCUUAGAAAAAAUAUUUGGUUAUUAGAAUGUAAUAUAGAUUGUGUUUUUGUUGUGCCCCAUUCCCAAACAUUUGAAAGUUGACUUAUGGUUAAAUGCUUUUACAGAAACUUUUACUUAGUUUUUUCCCCCUACUUUAUUUUUCAAAACCUCUGAUUUUAUCCACAUAAGAAUUGUAUUUUUCACAAGUAAAUUACUCCUGUAUAUUUUUGAUUGAGAAAUGUGGUGUGGAAAAGUGGCCAUUUAGCGUAAGUUCUAAUGUCCCUCCUUAACGUUGAGCAAGCCAAUUGAUCUACAGUGUGAUAAGGCACCAAAAAGAGCACACAUUCUGUUUAAGUAAAAUCCUAAUUCAACCAGCAAUUUGCCGUUGGAAAAACAGUUUCUUUAUUGUUACACCAGCAAUAUUACAGAAGGUAAGCUUUUCAUGUGCUUAUCGGGUAGUCUCCCUUAGAGCGAGGCCUCCAGCACAUGUUGGGAAAGAGUCCGUUUUGGAUCUCGGAAAACAAGAACAUUAAACUUGUCGUGGAAAUCCAUAGUAUUUUUUUAUUAGUACCACCCAAAUCUGAAGUAUUAACAAAUUUAAUGUAAAACAAAUUGUAAUGUUUGCAACUAGUAUAAUUUCAGUUUGUACGAAUGGCAGUCUUGUUACUCUGAUUGGCUGGCUAAGAGUAUUUACAUGCUGAGUAAUGCAUGUUUUUGUUAUGUACCCGCAGACAUUGCUAUGCAGUUAUGGUAAAACUGUAUGUCAGAAUUUAAUGUGAAGGAAUGACACUGUUUGCCCCCAUUUUACUCUAGGCAACAAAGAUCGUUAUGUGAGCUGUAGAUAGUGAGGAAAGAUUGCAUUACAUUCAUUUACUAUGACAUGUUAACAUUUAAUGCAGUUAACUCACACCUGUAAUAUUACAUUUCUUCUUUCAAAUACAGAGGUCUAUGAAGAAUCAAAUUCUUGUUUAAAUAAAAUUACAUACAUCCUAUCAAA